UGAAGGGCUACUUACAUGAGGAAUACUUCCAUUUUAGCUCGCUACAACUAUCAUCUAGCGAUUUUGAUCAGAGGGCCUUUUGGUUACUCUUCCAUUCGUCUAUCUUCUCUGUCUAUCAGUAUGCCAACUCCUGACUACAACGUAGAACUGGACCUUGGCGAGCCCCCUCCAGAACUCCAGGAGUAUGCGAGAAAGGAAUGCGGAGAGGAUCCUAACACCAGAUUACAAGCAAUUCAUGAACUAAGAGAAUUGAUAUACGAACGCGGCGAGUGCACACCGCAGCGGAUGGAUGACGCAUUCUUGAUAAGAUUCCUGCGAGCUCGCAAUUUCAUACCACAAAGAGCACACAGGCUGAUGGUCAAUUAUUACCGUUUCAAGGAUGAAAACCCGGAAUUGUUUGAAAAUGUUUAUCCACUUGACUUUAGAAACAUUGGCGACGCGAAUGUAAUGUCCGUCCCGCCAUAUCGAGACCAGGACGGCAGACGGCUUAUGCUGUAUAGAAUUGGUUGUUGGAACACAAAAACAAUAGCAGUAGAUGAUUUAUUAAAGGCCACAAUUUUUGCUUUGGAGAUUGGUGUUAUGGAGAUUCGUACUCAGAUUUUGGGAGGAGUGGCCAUGUUUGACCUGGAAGAUAUUGGUAUACAGCACGCGUGGCAAGUCACACCCUCCGUUGCGUCUAAAAUCGUCAAGCUGUUAGUGUCCAGCUUCCCCGCUAACACUCACGCCAUCCACAUUAUAAACCAUUCCUGGAUCUUCGACAAAAUGUACAACAUAUUCAAGCCGUUUUUGACAAGAGAUAUGCGAGCUAGAAUCUUUUUUCACGGAUAUGACGUCACAUCUCUUCACAAGCACAUCCGCCCGGAGUACUUACCGGAGAGGUAUGGUGGUGUCUGGCCAGAUUUCAGCUAUACAGGUUGGCUGGAAUCACUGCGAAAUAACUACACCGUAGCCAAAGAAAUUAUAGGUUGUGGCUAUAAGUUUCGUGAAGAAGAAGUUGGUUCAGAUGUUGUUAGGCGACUUCGUGAGGAGAAAAUCAAGUUAAAUUAGUACUAAAUAUUGAGCAGUUGAGCCUAGUGGAUUCAGCGUGCGACUCUCAUCCGUGAGGUCGUAGGUUCAAUCUCCGGCUCCACACCAAUAACCUUUUUUCUAUGUGCAUAUUUAAAAUAAGCUCGAACGAUGGUGCAAAUGAUGCAGCAAAGUAAUUAAUUCAGAGAGUUAAUUGAAUCUCUAGACAAUUAAUUAAAUAUCGAUAUUCAAUCAAGUUCUUGCCUUAGACCCAAAAAGACGACGGCGUGUGUCAGGCACUGGAGGCUGAUUCGCCACUUGCCUAUUAAAUUGACAGAUAUUCAUGAAACAAAAAUAGAAAUCUCAGGCUCGGAUUAAGGAAGCCAUUGAUCUAUUUCGUUUUAUUAGUACAAAUAUAGUGUUUAAUUGUUUUAAGUGUCCUGUAUUACUAGUAUUAAAAUAAUAUAAUACAUAUUGAAUAUUGUAUAAGUAUAAAAAUUCGGUGAUGAUUUCUUUAAUAGAGUAUUUUAAUGAUAACUAUUUUUUUCAUGGAGUUCUGGUAGUGUUGAUACCUUGGAACGUAGCAUUAUUAAACGUAACAUUGUUCUUUAAUAGUAUUUUAAUUGUUUUUAACAAUAACUAUUAUUAACCAGAUUACUUUAUAAUCGUUUAAACUCAUAGCUAAUCUAAAACCUGGGAAAAUUAAAAUAAAAUAUUUCUUUGGACACAACCAUACAUAUUAUGCAUAUAGUGGAUUAAGUUAAGAAAUGGUUUUUAUCAGGUUUUGGUUGAGUUUGUGUUUUAGUUUAAGAAACUGUUUUUUUUAGUUUAAGCGUCCAUUACGGAUGAAAUUACUUUAUAUGAAAAUUUUGUACCGUAAUAAGUAGUGAGCCUAAGAUAUCAGUAGUAAUAAUAGAAAUUAAUGUAAGUUAAAGCUAUAUUCGUCAAAGGCCUGUGAUAAAAAUAUAAAUAUAUCAAAUCAGUAGAUUAAAUAUCAAACUACUGAUUUGAAUAGCUGUAAGAAAAAUACCAUGUUUGAUUUUUAGAGAUCAUUAUUUUCACUUACGAAGUGCCACAAGAGAUGGCGCUAUUAUAAAAAUAUUUUUAAAUGUAUCUACAAUAGAAAUACAUUUUAUUAAGUUUAGUUGUUUUAGUUUUAAAUAGAGUGUCUUAUCUAUUAAUACUAGAAACGCAUAUAUCAGCUAUAAGACUCAUAGAGAAUUUCUUUUUUUUUGGCAUUCAGGAAUUUAGCCAGGUUAAAUAUUACCGGUGCGAUAGCUCAUCUAUAAGGAGAACGCCGUUUUACUAUAAACAUAAAAUUCCUUUUAGGAUGUUUAUUAGAUUUGUUGGAAUUAUUAACUGUGUUUUUUACGGAUUCUCGCUUUGUGAUUUCUUUAUAUACCUGAAAUGUAUACCUAAAUUGAAUUUUUGAAAUACGGAGUUUGCAGGAAAAUAAUGAAUAAAGUUAUAUAUAGAUUA
Molecule: messenger RNA, 2484 nt
Organism: Pieris rapae (cabbage white)
Lineage: Eukaryota; Metazoa; Arthropoda; Insecta; Lepidoptera; Pieridae
Product: alpha-tocopherol transfer protein
Exons: 6
Coding region: 16-1047 (343 amino acids)
Cellular component (GO): membrane
Molecular function (GO): phosphatidylinositol bisphosphate binding
Source: RefSeq, a predicted model, not a curated record